This is a messenger RNA of Nanorana parkeri, 1901 nucleotides long. RefSeq names its product NUAK family SNF1-like kinase 1. The record is from RefSeq and is a predicted model, not a curated record. The coding region runs from base 1 to 1824 and encodes 607 amino acids. Gene Ontology annotation, biological process: microtubule cytoskeleton organization; intracellular signal transduction; protein phosphorylation. Lineage: Eukaryota; Metazoa; Chordata; Amphibia; Anura; Dicroglossidae. Gene Ontology annotation, cellular component: cytoplasm. Gene Ontology annotation, molecular function: protein serine/threonine kinase activity; tau-protein kinase activity; ATP binding. The transcript has 7 exons.
AUGACAGGUGUGACGUGCAUCAGGGAGGACAGCUCCUGCAACACCGGCAUGCUGUCCAGCAAGAUGGCAAAGGAACAUUUGGGUCAGAGAAGAGAGGAGGAGAGGGUCCCGGCAUGGGACAGGACUGACCAGUUUAGAAGCCAAGAUUCAGUGCCGGUGAAGAAACACCACCACAAGCACAGCAUCAAACACCGGUAUCAGCUUAUGGAGACUUUGGGAAAAGGCACCUACGGCAAGGUCAAGAAGGCCAUAGACAAGAGUACAGGGAUGCUGGUCGCUGUGAAGUCCAUCCAGAAAGACAAGAUCACAGAUGAACUAGACAGAGUGCACCUUCAGCGGGAGAUAGAGAUCACAGCGCUGCUGAAACAUGAGCACAUUAUUCAGGUCUUCGAAGUAUUCGAGAGCUCAGAGAAAAUUAUCAUUGUCAUGGAGUACGCCAGCAACGGGGAGCUCUAUGAUUUCAUUAACAACAAGCACCAGAUCCCAGAGAGCGAAGCCCGCAGAUUCUUCCGCCAAAUCGUGUCCGCCGUACACUACUGCCAUAAGAAUGGAAUCGUUCACAGGGAUAUAAAGUUGGAGAAUAUUCUUCUUGAUGAAAACCUGAACGUAAAGCUUGCAGAUUUUGGACUAUCAAACCUCUAUUAUAAGAAACAGGUCUUGGAAACAUACUGUGGGAGCCCUCUCUACGCCUCUCCGGAAAUAGUCAAGGGUCUUCCCUACCACGGCCCAGAGGUUGAUUGUUGGGCUCUGGGAGUACUUCUCUAUGCUCUGAUCUAUGGAAGUAUGCCAUUCGAUAACAGCAAUUAUAAAUUAUUAGCAGAUCAGAUUGGCAGCGGCCAGUACAGGCAGCCUCCUCAUCUCUCUGGAGCCUGCGGACUGAUUGACUGGUUGCUGACAGUGAAUCCAGCCAGAAGAGCGACCAUUGAAGACAUUGCCAAUCACUGGUGGGUUAAUUGGGGGUACGACACGGCGGUAUGUGACUGUCAUCUAGUCCCGGAAUGUCAAUCUCCCCUGCUAGCGCGCUACAUUGAAUGUCAGAACACACCCGGUUUCAAAGGGACCGAAACCGAACAGAGCGGAGUCCAUCUCAGGGAAGAGGAAGAGUAUGAAGGCUGCCUAAGAAAGUCCAAAAAAGAAAAUGACAUCAAUCAGUCCCAACAAGAACUCGAAGUUAACGCUUUCAGGAAGAAACCAAAAGGGAUCUUGAAGAAAAGGAGCAGUUUUGACAGCUCGUUAUUAAACUCCUCAAAUUUCUCUGAAAACGUGUCUCCGAAUUGCAUGGAGCUCAGCCAAGAAGCAAAAACCACGUCUGCCUACGAGUCUCACAUAUCAACGGAUGUCGAAUGCACUUUCAACAAGCCGAAGAAAGGAAUACUAAAAAAGACAUACGAGAGGGAAUCGGGAUAUUCAUCUUCCCCGGAGAGGAUAACGACCUCAGAAUGCCAGAAGGCCUACCUUAAAUCAGUAGAAGAAAAAGGAAGGUCAGAUAGAUACAGGAGGAAAAAAGGCAUUCUUAAAAAGAACGGACGGUUUUCAACCAGUUUGGAUCUACCAGCAGACUGCUCGUCCCUCCGGCUCUCAGACUCCAUGGAAGACUUAAUCUUCCCCAGUGCAGAUGCACCAAAGAGUCCCAGCCGGCCAUCCAGUGUGAUCAGCGAUGACAGCUUUCUCUCCAGCGAUUCUUUUGACAUUCUCGAUAUGACUUUUGAAACAAAGUCCCAACUCUUCUCCUAUAGUCCACACACCAGUUUUUACAGUUCUGAGGAAGAUGACACCUUAUCGGGCAAGCUUAGGGAGACACUUUGCAAUCGAAAUCAUAAAUGAUAGGUUUUCGAAGAGUAAGUUAUUGUGACCUGAAGAAAGCAGCCAUAUUUAGGCUGAUUCAACCACUUGUGAUCAAA